AUGCUCAUCUCUGUCGUCGCGAUUCUCUUCGUGGCAAAAUGCCUAUCGACGGGCAUGAAAUGGCACCUAGCGAGCCAGAACCUCGACCUCGCCAUGCUGGUAGUGCAGCAGUUACAGGAGAAGUACCUGGCCGCUAGGUUCAUCUUCGCAUACUAUACAGCAGCGUUUGAAAAGGUGGCACCGUCCCAAAGACCGCUGCUGGAUGCCGGGUCGGCGCCGGCACCGGCACCGGCAUCGACAGCUUCCACCUUGCCGACAGGUUCCUGCUCCAAUACAUUUCCGAACCUGGCAGCAACCUCUACCUCCACCAAUACGGCCAAUUUUGAAAAUACCCCGAGGAUUUAUGAGAGAGGCGUCGAGGCCCGUGGUGGGCCCAGCACCACCAGUCCCUUCCAUGCCGUCGAGUCCUUCUCCUCGGGGCAGGAGGAUCAUCUGGGCACAUGGGCAGAGUGUUUCCCAGCGAGCAUGGCCGCGGAUUUUGACAUCUUGUUCGGGGCGGAGGGCAUCAUGAGAGGGUUUGAGGAGCUGGUUUGA
This is a messenger RNA of Fonsecaea erecta, 534 nucleotides long. RefSeq lists its product as hypothetical. The record is from RefSeq and is a predicted model, not a curated record. Bases 1 to 534 code for a protein of 177 amino acids. NCBI's taxonomy places the organism in Eukaryota, Fungi, Ascomycota, Eurotiomycetes, Chaetothyriales, Herpotrichiellaceae. The transcript has a single exon.